UUUUCUUGAUUUUUUUUAUUGGAAUGUUUUUUUUUCUCUCCUGUCUUCUCUCUAUUGACUGGUACGGGUUUCUCUCAGAAUUUGAUUUCUUUUCUUCUUCUCUUGUCUGAUUCAAAUGGGUUUUUCUUGAUGAUGGAAAAUCUUGUUUCUGUUCUCUUGGGUUCGUGCAUUACAAAUUUAUCUUUGUUUCUUGGCUUUUUCUUGGUACAAUAUUACCUUAUUUCCGUGUGAAAAAAUUUGUAACUAUAAUCUUUUAAUUGCAGCAUAGUUUGUCUCGUUUAUCCUGAUAAGAAUUAAAGUUAUGGGUGAUCAUCUUGCUCUAUUGGUGGACCGCUUGCUCACUGAAUCUACACUUGAAGCCACCAUUGAGAGCAGAAAAGGGGCACAGAGCUCGCCGGGUUCCGAGUCGUCGACUGUCCCCAUUGAUGAAUUUAGUUCAGAGAAGAAGUUUGGGAACUUGGUGGAGUGUAGGAUUUGUCAAGAAGAAGAUGAAGCGUCGAACAUGGAGGUCCCUUGUUCUUGCUGUGGCAGCUUGGAGUAUGCUCACAGAAAAUGUGUCCAGAGGUGGUGCAAUGAGAAAGGUGACACAACAUGCGAGAUAUGUCUUCAGCAAUUCAAGCCAGGUUAUACUGCUCCCCCUCAGUUAUUUCAGUAUGAUGGCGUUCCAAUGAACUUUAGGGGAAGCUGGGAGGUAUCUAGUAGGGAUGUUCAUGAUUCUCAGCUCAUAACAAUGGUCCCCUCUUAUAGAGGAGGUUUUAUGGAGUCUGACUAUGAUUUCUAUUCUGCUUCAAAUGAUCGAAGCACAUUUUGCUACAGAUCUGUGGCUAUAAUCUUCACCACCCUUUUGGUCCUUCGCCAUUCUCUCCCUCUCAUGAUUGGUGAACCAGAAGAGUACUCUGUAACACUUUUCUCUCUUCAUGUUCUGAGAACUGUUGGAAUACUAAUACCAGUUGCAGUCAUGGCGAGAUUUAUAUUUAUAUUUCAGCGACGAAGGCAUGUACAGGAGGCACGAGAUGUAACUAUUUCAGGAUCUGAUGAAGAAAGCUUGAGCGUUCCCUCAAAUUAUAGACGUCAACGACCUAACCUUAUUCUUGUUCGAUAGUAAUUUAGCUUGUUGAGGAUCAACUGUGCACUUUACAUAAAUUAAAAAAGAAGAAAACAAGAAAGGAAAAAAAAAAAGGUGUUAGGGUGAGUUGAUGUACACAAAAUGAUGCCACUCUCUCUUUAUAAGAGAAUGCAGAGGCGAAGUGGUUAUGUAACUGUGAAAUUCUGUAAAUAUUCCUUCUAUAUUCUAAAUUAAAAUUAAGCUGAUAUUUAGAUAGGAGGAAAAUUCUCUCCCUCUGUUAACUAAGUUAUCUUCAAUGAAAAGCUUGAUGUACACAAAAUGAUGCCACUCUCUCUUUAUAAGAGAAUGCAGAGGCGAAGUGUUUAUGUAACUGUGAAAUUCUGUAAAUGUUUCUUCUAUAUGCUUAAUUAAAAUUAGGCUGAUUUUUA
Molecule: messenger RNA, 1494 nt
Organism: Asparagus officinalis (garden asparagus)
Lineage: Eukaryota; Viridiplantae; Streptophyta; Magnoliopsida; Asparagales; Asparagaceae
Exons: 8
Coding region: 302-1102 (266 amino acids)
Biological process (GO): protein ubiquitination
Cellular component (GO): membrane
Molecular function (GO): zinc ion binding; ubiquitin-protein transferase activity
Source: RefSeq, a predicted model, not a curated record